This is a messenger RNA of Drosophila erecta, 1246 nucleotides long. It is a transcript of the gene fwe, whose product is annotated as calcium channel flower. NCBI's taxonomy places the organism in Eukaryota, Metazoa, Arthropoda, Insecta, Diptera, Drosophilidae. Gene Ontology annotation, biological process: vesicle-mediated transport. The transcript has 5 exons. Bases 153 to 737 code for a protein of 194 amino acids. The record is from RefSeq and is a predicted model, not a curated record. Gene Ontology annotation, cellular component: membrane.
CGCCAUCGUCUAUCAAAAUCGCGAUCUAGUUCGGUUCGUGUGCAGCAGAACGCAAAGUACAACAGGAUUUUUCCGUUCCGUGUGACGUGAAAAGUGCACAUUGUAUUUGUUCGAAUUAGUUUAAGGCUAGUUAACUAACUAAACAAAUAGCCAUGUCGUUUGCGGAAAAGAUAACGGGUCUGCUGGCCCGACCGAAUCAACAAGAUCCAAUUGGACCGGAGCAGCCCUGGUAUCUCAAAUAUGGAAGUCGAUUGCUGGGCAUUGUGGCCGCCUUCUUUGCCAUUCUAUUCGGCCUGUGGAAUGUGUUCUCCAUUCUCACUCUUAACGUAUCCUGCCUGGUGGCUGGCAUCAUUCAAAUGGUGGCAGGAUUUGUGGUGAUGCUCCUGGAGGCGCCCUGCUGUUUCGUCUGCUUUGAGCAGGUGAAUGUGAUCGCGGAUAAGGUGGACUCCAAGCCCUUGUACUUCCGGGCCGGGCUCUACAUUGCCAUGGCCAUUCCGCCCAUUAUUCUGUGCUUCGGACUUGCCAGCUUGUUUGGCAGUGGCCUGAUCCUUGGAACUGGCGUGGUCUACGGCAUGAUGGCGUUAGGCAAGAAAGCAUCCGCUGACGACAUGCGGGCAGCUGCACAGCAAACCUUCGGGGGAAAUACACCUGCCCAAACCAACGAUCGAGCGGGGAUUGUGAACAACGCCCAGCCCUUCUCCUUCACCGGCGCCGUGGGCACGGACAGCAAUGUGUGAUGGGGAAGGACGGUGAUCGGGAUUUCGAGGAAUCGAAGAGCUGGGUGUGCCGUGAGAAAACAAGACUCAAAACACAACAUUUGAAGGGCAAACCUAACCAAGAGAACAUCGGCAGGCAAUCUACAUAAUCAUGUGCAAUUUCUAAUUGUUCAAAAACCAACGCAAAUGGAUAUCCAAAGUUUUUAAAUCCGAUUAGCUCUGAUCUCUUUCAAGAGCAAUAAAAAUUACAUGAUCAGAAGCCCCCUAAAACAAAAUCAUUGAAUUAAAAACCAUUUUUGUAUUAAAUGUAUGUAAAUGUAUAUUGGUUUUAAAAGCGUUUUGCGUUUUCUGUUUCCUAUUAAUUGUGUUGCCUGUGUCCCAUCAUUCCAAAACAUUUGGUUUCAACUAAGUAGAAAUUGCAAAUAAAUUAAUGAACGACAUCACUAGCGAGGUGAAAAAAAUUAUGUAAAAUUUAUGUUUAGUCAUAGUUUAAAUAUACCUUAAAUAUAUUUAAAUGCAUAAUACUAAAA